AGUAAAACUACUAUAUCGGCUGUUAUAGAGACAAGUGUCAGAUCAACACAUUAACUCAAAGAAAAUAAAAACAAAUAGUAAUAAAACAAUUAAUAAUUAAUUAUUAAUUUUCAAUAAAAUGUCUGAAGAAUCGGAUUAUGAUACCGAAUCAAUGGAAUGUUCUAUUUAUAAAAGAAAAUACCAAUUUUUACUAGAAAGAUGUGAAGUUUUACAACAGGAUAAUGAGAGGCUUGUUCAUCGAAUUCAAAGAAUAAGAAAAAUUUUAAAAAGAACUAGAAAAGAAAAAAGGUUUUUAAUAGAUCGACUAGACAAACAUGGAGAUCAAUGGCGAGAUGCUCCAAUGGGCGUUUUAGAAGAAAAUAACACAUUUUCAGUGGCAAUAAAACCUGAAAAAGUUUCCAAAUCAGGGCAAGUAGCAAAAGAUGAUAAAGUAAACAAAAAAGGAACAAAAAGAAAAGGAGCAAAAGCCGACCCUAAUGCUCCAAAACGCCCUGCAAAUCCAUUUUUCCAGUUUUGUCAAGAACAAAGACCUCGCGUUAUGGAAAGAUUAGCUGGAGAACCAGAACCUAGUAAACAAGAAUUAACUCGACAGUUAGCAACAACAUGGAAAUCUCUUAGCUCUGAAGAUAAGAAGGUUUAUUACGACAUGUACGAACGUUCUAAAGAAAAAUACGUUGUAGAAAUGCAAAAAUAUCAUAAAAAGACGGAAGAAAUACCUACUCAAAUGUCUGCUAAUAUAUAGCGUAAUAAUAAUUGUACUUAGAUAAAAUUAAAAAUUUUUUUAAUAAAUUAAUUAAAACUUA
This is a messenger RNA of Chelonus insularis, 803 nucleotides long. RefSeq names its product non-histone protein 10. The transcript has 4 exons. The record is from RefSeq and is a predicted model, not a curated record. Lineage: Eukaryota; Metazoa; Arthropoda; Insecta; Hymenoptera; Braconidae. Gene Ontology annotation, cellular component: nucleus. The coding region runs from base 119 to 742 and encodes 207 amino acids. Gene Ontology annotation, biological process: regulation of gene expression.